Rotaria sordida is the source of this 558-nucleotide messenger RNA. The record is from the annotation of a GenBank genome assembly. Lineage: Eukaryota; Metazoa; Rotifera; Eurotatoria; Philodinida; Philodinidae.
AUGGUUAACAAACAUUGGCCGUACAUCAAAAAGCAAGCACCAUCUCUACUUGAUCUUGAUGCUUUUUUCACAUUAUUAGAAUUCCUUAUUGACAAGCAAAUAUUAAAACAAUUUGAUGAAAAUUUUGAUGAAGGUGAUGUUUUUAUAUCAUAUGUUAUUACAAGUAGUGCAUAUCUCAUUGUUGCAAAUGAUCCAUGCCUUCGAAGAACAAUCAUUGCAAAAGCACGAAACUUGAUAUUAGCUCAAAUACCACCAAAAAGUAUUGAUGUUAGUACAGGUGAAGCUGGAUUUUGUUUGGAAACAUUACUUUUUGGAGAUAAAGUUGAUUCAAUAGGUUUACAGGAUGGCGAAUAUUUAUUGAAGACGGCCAAUUGGAAUGUUGUUAAUGUUGGACAUUUCCAACGUGAAUUCAAACAAGCAGUGGUGAAAGACAAAAGGCGUCCCAAUCAAGACCGACUCAAGUUACCCUCUCGAUGUAUUGAAGGACCCAGUCAUGGUACUCGUAUUCGAAUUGGUGGUUGUGGAACAUCACAAUACGCAAUUCAUCUGAAUAACUAA